Messenger RNA from Talpa occidentalis (Iberian mole), 7023 nucleotides. RefSeq names its product Wnt family member 5A (gene WNT5A). Bases 1074 to 2216 code for a protein of 380 amino acids. Gene Ontology annotation, biological process: canonical Wnt signaling pathway; neuron differentiation; multicellular organism development. Gene Ontology annotation, molecular function: frizzled binding; cytokine activity. Lineage: Eukaryota; Metazoa; Chordata; Mammalia; Eulipotyphla; Talpidae. Gene Ontology annotation, cellular component: extracellular region. The transcript has 5 exons. The record is from RefSeq and is a predicted model, not a curated record.
CCGGCCCGGCCCCUCGCCCGCGGUGCCCUCGCGCCUCUGCGCCCUGGAAAGGCGGGGACAAGGGGGAUUAACCCGAAGAGAGAAAGAAGGGGGUCGGGAGAAGGGAGCUAGUGGCUCCCCUGCCAUUCGCCCCCUAAAUCCACCGCGCAGCACAACGCUCGGGAACGACUUUGACCCGUCCUGCGCCCCUCUUUUGCCAAACCCUAAAAUGAAAGGACAAAAGUUGGCGCUGCCUCUUGCAACUCGGAGAGCGACUUGUGCGUUUCCAGCGGCAUCUCCCGGAGAAAAAGCCGUGCACGCCUGAUUGUUCUGUGGCCCCACAGCUAGUGUGCGUGCGUGCGCGCGUGUGUGUGUGUGUUUGGGUGUGUGUAUGUGUGUGUGUGUUUGGGUGUUGCCUGUGUGUGUACACAGACGUCCACACACUCACUCGCGGCCACAGGACCAGCGCCUGGAAGCAGACGUUUCAGCCACAGACUUGGAGAGGAGGAGCUGGAGACCGGGAGGCGUGAGCCGCCGGAGUUUGCAGAAUCCGUGGUGUGAAUGAACUGGGGGCACCUGGGCGCAAGGAUCGCCCCCCCCCCCCGCUCCCUGCCCCGGGCCAGAGUUGAGUAGUGGGGCAUUUUUUUCACCCUCUUGUGAAGAAUUUUUUUUUAUUAUUUGUUGUAAAGUCUUUUGCACAAUCACGCCCACAUUUGGGGUUGGAAAGCCCUAAUUACCGCCGUCGCUGAUGGACGUUGGAGAGGGAGCGCCUCGCCGCGGAACAGUCGCCUGCGCGCUCUCGCCGGACCCGCGGCUCCCUCCUAGCGCCCCGGCCCGACCCUGUCGCUGCCGCGGGCGGGCUGGCUUCUGCGCCUCCUGGAGUCCCCGGAGCAUCCUAGUGUGGCCCUGGUGCCCGGAUUCGGGAGCCAGUGACCACUUUAGCUUGCAUUCCCUGCGUCUGCCCAACGCGCCCCGGAGGAGCCCUCAACUCAGCGCCGAAUCGCCCCCCCAGCCUUAACCUGGUCGCUCCGCUCGGAUUCCUCGGCUGCCCUCAGUCGGGUGGCGACUUCCUCCCGCGCCCCCUCCCCCUCGCCAUGAAGAAGUCGAUUGGAAUAUUAAGCCCAGGAGUUGCUUUGGGGACGGCUAGAAGUGCAAUGUCUUCCAAGUUCUUCCUGAUGGCUUUUGCCAUAUUUUUUUCCUUCGCCCAGGUUGUAAUAGAAGCCAAUUCUUGGUGGUCGCUAGGUAUGAAUAACCCUGUUCAGAUGUCAGAAGUAUAUAUCAUAGGAGCUCAGCCUCUCUGCAGCCAACUGGCAGGACUUUCUCAAGGACAGAAGAAACUCUGCCACUUGUAUCAGGACCACAUGCAGUACAUCGGGGAAGGUGCGAAGACAGGCAUCAAAGAAUGCCAGUAUCAAUUCCGCCAUCGAAGAUGGAACUGCAGCACCGUGGAUAACACCUCCGUUUUUGGCAGGGUUAUGCAGAUAGGCAGCCGAGAGACGGCCUUCACGUACGCGGUGAGCGCGGCCGGGGUGGUGAACGCCAUGAGCCGGGCCUGCCGCGAGGGUGAGCUGUCCACUUGUGGCUGCAGCCGCGCCGCGCGCCCCAAGGACCUGCCGCGGGACUGGCUCUGGGGCGGCUGCGGCGACAACAUCGACUAUGGCUACCGCUUCGCCAAGGAGUUCGUGGAUGCUCGCGAGCGGGAGCGCAUCCACGCCAAGGGCUCCUAUGAGAGCGCGCGCAUCCUCAUGAACCUGCACAACAACGAGGCCGGCCGCAGGACGGUGUACAACCUGGCCGACGUGGCCUGCAAGUGCCACGGGGUGUCUGGCUCCUGUAGCCUCAAGACGUGCUGGCUGCAGCUGGCUGACUUUCGCAAGGUGGGGGACGCCCUGAAGGAGAAGUAUGACAGCGCUGCCGCCAUGCGGCUCAACAGCCGGGGCAAGCUGGUGCAGGUUAACAGCCGCUUCAACUCGCCCACCACACAGGACCUGGUCUACAUCGACCCCAGCCCUGACUACUGUGUGCGCAAUGAGAGCACGGGCUCGCUGGGCACGCAGGGCCGCCUGUGCAACAAGACGUCCGAGGGCAUGGAUGGCUGCGAGCUCAUGUGCUGCGGCCGUGGCUACGACCAGUUCAAGACCGUUCAGACGGAGCGCUGCCACUGCAAAUUCCACUGGUGCUGCUAUGUCAAGUGCAAGAAGUGCACAGAGAUCGUGGACCAGUUCGUGUGCAAAUAGUGGGCGCCCUGCCGCCUGCCUGUCCCCCAGCCCAACUCCCAGGACCCACUUAUUUAUAGAAAGUACAGUGCUUCUGUUUUUUUUUUUUUUUAAUAUUGUUUUAUUUUCUCCCAAGAAUUGCAACCGGAACCUUUAAUUUUUUUUUCUGUUCCCAUCUAAGAACGCUGUGGUUUAUUAUUAAUAUUAUAAUUAUUAUUUGGCAAUAAUGGGGGGUGGGAACCAAGAAAAAUAUUUAUUUUGUGGAUCUUUGAAAAGGUAAGGCAAGACUUCUUCUGAUGGUGUAGGAUGAGGGGAGCCUGACCCAUACCCUAACUUAGCUGUGUGCACAUCCAGAAGGUAAAGGAGAUUUGUUUUCUUUUUCUGAACUAUGGCGUCACGUGGUACAGGGAGCAUCCAGCUGCAAGAGGGGGUUCAGAUCUAUGUAGUUCAACUUCUGUGACCGAAAUGAAUCUUAAACAUUCUGGUGAAAGUUGAAGGGUCUUGAGAGACAAAAGAGAAAACAGGACCCCCCCCCCAACCCCCACUCCUUUUCCCAGGGGCUGCCAACCUGAAAUAUCAGAAUAAUCAUUUAAAAAUGUAAGGGUGGGAACCUCAUAUCCCUGAAGGUAGAAGGUAUAUCCUGUGUCUCAUUCUUCUGGAACAUUCCAUCUGCAGAUGAUCCUAUUCUAAUAGCUACUGAUACUUAGGGAGCAGGGAGAAAAGGCUCCAGAACUUCUUAAGAACUUAAAAAUGCUUCUAUUAAGACAACAAUUUAAAGUUGUUACAAGAAUUAAGUUUUCAGAUUGGAAAAGGAUCCCGAGAUGACUCUAGGUGCUAGACUUUUUGUUUGGAGAGGGGCCAGGGGACGGAGUGGUUGGCUUGAAAAUAAAGGGAAAUAGACUGUAAUUUUCUUAGGGAUACUUGGUUAAUAAAUGAUAAUAAUGAAAAUAAUACAUGGAUUCCACUCACAGAUCCUCAGCCCACACAGCAAGAUAAUUGUGUGCAGGUCAGCACUGCACCAGAGCAGAACACCUCUUUGAGGGGAAAAAGUAAAAUCCACCUCCCACUUGACCCCAGGCCCCUCUGGAUGCUGGCCCCUUUGCCAAAAGGGCAGCUCCAUUGGGUCCCCUUUGAUUGAUUGUAGGACAGGAAAUGAAACAUUAGGAGCGCCACUUGCAAAACAGUUCACUACUUAGGGACUUUAUUUUUUCUAAAUUGUUAUUUUGAGGAGCAAUAGUUUUCUAUGUUUUAAUGACAUUACUUGGCUAAUGGAGUUCACAGAGGUGUUGCAGAUAUCACUGUUAAUGAUCCUGUGUUUGGACUAUCCGCUCAAGCUUUCCCUAUUAUACUGCAGGUGUACCCUAAAACUGUUCCCAGUAUACUUGAACAGUUGCAUUUAUAAGGGGGGAAAUGUGGUUUAAUGGUGCCUGAUAUCUCAAAGUUUUUUGUACAUAACAUAUAUAUAUAUACAUAUAUAUAUAUAAAUAUAAAUAUAAUUAUAUCUCAGUGCAGCCAGUGAUUUAGAUUUACACUUUACUGUGGGGUUAUUUCUUGGUCUAGCGCAGUGUGGUCUGCCAUCCAGUGGGGAUUUUUCCAAAAGGUGUCCUACUUGAGCUUGGGCGGUGGUCCUGACAUGGUAGCCCCAAGAAGCACUGUGUUUCUGAGGGCCUGAAAGGUCUCACCCAUUGAUAUGCGUAUUGGUUUGAAGAUUUCCUUUCCCUCCCCCUACCCCCUUCUCUCUGACCUUCACUUUGUACACUUUGCGGAGAGGGCAUUACUUGUUCCACACAGACGUGGAGAUGAAGAAAUAUUCCAACUCAGAAACAUUGGCAGGCUCUCAGUUCAUUUUGCAGAGUGGAAACCAGUGCCUAUGAGACCUGUUGAGUCCCCGAGGAAAAUCCAGCCCACGACAGAUGGAGCUAGUUUAACAUUUUUUCGAACAUGGACACCUCUUUCCAAAAAGUGCCGUCAAGUGUGUCCUUAUCUCAGACACCAUGGCUUUCGUAUUUGGAAAGCUGCACCUCCCCUGCAACCCUCACCGGCUUGGUGGCCUUCGUGUCACCUCAGCAGCUGUGGCUCUUAAUUUAUUGCACAGGAUGUUCACUUCCCCUCGGUUGCAGUGAAUUGCAAGCAAAGAUCUUGAAAUUAAAAAGCACUAAUUCGUUUAAAAUGUCACUUUUUUGGUUUUUAUUAUACAAAAACCAUGAAGUAAUUUUUUUAUUUGCUAAACCAGAUUUUGUUUCUUUUUAGUGAUUCGUGUUUAUGAAGAGAGUUGAGUUUAACAAUCCUAGUUUUUAAAAGAAACUAUUUAAUGUAAAAUAUUCUACUUGUCAUUCAGAUAUUAUGUCUAUCUUCUAUGGCCUUUAUUCUGUACUUUUAAUGUACAUAUUUCUGUUCUUGUGUGAUUUGUAUAUUUCACUGGUUUAAAAAAAAAAAUCAAACAUUGAAAGGCUUAGGCCAAAUGGAAGAUAGAAUAUAAAAUAAAACAUUACUUGUAUAUUGGUAAGUGGUUUCAAUUGUCCUUUGGAUACUUCAUGUGGAGAUUUUUUUGAGAAACCAUGAGGGAUAGUUUAGGGGAACUACAUGUCAGAAUAAUAGAAGAGUGGAGAACUUUACCAAAACCAAACUAUUUGGAAGCUUCAAAAGAUUUCUAUAUGUAACGGAACAAAAGGGGAAUUCUCUUUUCCUCUAUAUGUUCCUCAAAACCAGAAAUCAAGCAGAUGGCUUAAAGCUGGUUAUAGGAUUGUUCACAUUCUUUUAGCAUUAUGCAUGUAACUUAAUUGUUUUAGAGCGUGUUGCUAUUGUAACAGCUCAGAGAGGAACCAAAAAGACCCAGGCUUUUAUCCAUGACCAGAAUUGUAAUCCAAAAAAGUAUAUUUGUGUUUAUCACGCAACUAUUGCACUUCUCUAGUUGAAGUUACUAAGGAUCGAGCAUAUCUAUGCCCCUUUGAAAGUACUUUUAUGAAAAGCAAGCCUCAGUCUGCAGAGAAUGAAAACUCUUUGGAAACUAAAGGUCCGUUGUGUUAAGUGCAAUUAAUACUAGUUCUUGUGCUUUCCGAAAGCGAACACCGAAAUCUGGCCAACCCUGUGCAGAUUGAUAUGUUAACCUUCUGCUUUUUUUCUUUCCGGAUAACCUUGUAACAUAUUGAAAUCUUUUAAGGAUGCCAAGAAUGCAUUAUUCCACAAAAAAACAGUAGACCAACAUAUAGAGUGUUUAAAAUAGCAUUUCUGGGCAAAUUCAAACGCUUGUGGUUCUAGGACUCACAUCUGUUUCAGUUUUUCCUCAGUUGUAUAUUGACCAGUGUUCUUUAUUGCAAAAACAUAUACUUGAUUUGGGAGUGUCAGCAUAUUUUUUUCCUUCUCAUCUGGAGUGCUUUCAAGAUCUUCCCAAUACAGGAAAAUUAACAAAAAAAUUAUAUAUAGGCAGCAGUAAACAGAGCUGUGUUCAAAAUAGUAAUUAUGGGCUCAAGUAAAAGGAAGACUGUUGUUAGUCCUGUUUAUCUGUUUAGUUCUUGGAGUUACUGACCCCCUGAGACCGGCAGCGUAUAGGUUUUAGUAGCCGACCCAAAGCCUUUUCUCGUGAUUUUGCCAAUACCAAUUUUCAAUUUGUUUUUGCACAACAUUACUCAAGCCACUUGGUUAUCAAAUAUGACAGUCUAGGAGGACAAGUACUCCCGUAAGAGACUGGUACUGCCCGAUUCCAAGAGAUCAUUAGCCAAAACAGUCCCCAGACACGGAGUGGUCCAUAACGGCAGUAGAGAGAUCGACAGAGAGGGUACUUGUAACUUGAAGCAUAUAUAUAAUGCAAAUAUGAACCAAGGCAUAGAUCUGAAAUACUGCAUUAUCACUGUAAACUAUACUUUAAAAAUAUUUAUUUUUUUUAAAGAAGUGUUUUUUUAGUCUCCCCUCUCUCUAUGGAAUGAUGAAAACCCGAUACCACAUUUUGAAAAUAAGACGAUGAAAUGGAUUUUAAUGCAGGUAAUGAUCAGCAAUGUAGGAAUUUAAAACUUAGUAAAGGAGUCUUAUAAUUUACCUCUUCAUAUAAACUACACUGAAAUCUGAUGAUUGGAUAUUUUAUUCUAGUGAAACAUCAUCUUGUUAGCCAACUUUAAAAAAUGGAUGUAGAAUGAUUAAAGAUUGGUAUGAUUUUUGAAACAAAUGUGUCACUUCUCAUCUAGAACAGUAAAAUGCUGUCUCAGUAUUUCAAAAGCAAAAAAAAGGAAUGAGGAAAAUCGCAUCUUAGACCAGUUUUAUAUGCAGUGUACAAUUUGCUGGGCUAGAAAUGAGAUAAAGAUUAUUUAUUUUUGUUCAUAUCUUGUACUUUUCUAUUAAAAUCAUUUUAUGAAAUCGGCGGAGUCGUGUGUGUUUAGCAGAGAUGUCCAUGGCGACUGAGGAUUGAUGGGAUGUGAGUAUGGAGCAUGAUUAUGGCUUAGGGCAUCCAGACAAAUAAGCAUUCACAUAUCAGGCAUGUAGGUGAUAAUCAAAUCUCAAGGAUUUAUUUUGUAUUUUAAUGCUCAUUUCUUUCGCUAGUAUUAACCUUUACAAUUCUUACUAGUUCUACUGCUAAUGAUGUAUAAAUUUGUGCUUGGAGAUAAUUACUCCACGUAAACAUUUAGCACAGCGAGAGAGGAUCAUGAUGAAAUUACAGGAAAAGAGAAGGAAGGUGGAAUGAUUUGAGGAGAGUAAUAAAAUAACGUUCUAGGUAGUCAGAUUGAAUUUCCUGGAAUAUCCUACUGACUGCAUAUUGCAGUGGCUCUAAGCCAGAUGUUUACCUCCAGGGUUCUCAGCCUCUGUACUAGUGACUUCGGAGAUAGGUAAUUUUUUUGUU